AUGACAGCCACCUCCACAUCCCUCUCCCCCUCCACCAACCCUCCCCGUUUCAAACUAAUAUUCUUCGUCCCCCCCUCCUCCCUCAGCAUCUGCAAAACCGCCAUCUUCGCCUCCGGCGCCGGCCAAUACCCAGGUUUCGGUAAAUACACCGAAUGCUGCUGGACAUCAGUUGGCACCGCGCAAUUCCGACCCGGUAAGACAGCUACUCCGAAUAUUGGCACCGUGGGGGUGCUGGAAGAGGUGCUUGAGGUGAGGUUUGAGACGUUGUGUGUUGGGGAGGAGGUGGUUCGAGAGGCUGUUUGUGCUCUUAAGAGGUAG
This is a messenger RNA of Sclerotinia borealis F-4128, 318 nucleotides long. The record is from the annotation of a GenBank genome assembly. Lineage: Eukaryota; Fungi; Ascomycota; Leotiomycetes; Helotiales; Sclerotiniaceae.